Molecule: messenger RNA, 4682 nt
Organism: Zeugodacus cucurbitae (melon fly)
Lineage: Eukaryota; Metazoa; Arthropoda; Insecta; Diptera; Tephritidae
Product: RYamide receptor
Exons: 9
Coding region: 2228-3946 (572 amino acids)
Biological process (GO): neuropeptide signaling pathway
Cellular component (GO): membrane
Molecular function (GO): neuropeptide Y receptor activity
Source: RefSeq, a predicted model, not a curated record
CAACAAAACGAACAACAACAACAUGCCGUGGCCGUGGCGUUAGAACGAAUACAAGCGAUGGCUGCCGACUGCUCGGCAGAUGAUUAGCGGCAAUGCCUGCUGUGAAUUUCCACACAAUGCGGCAGAUCAGUUGGUGUUUACGUUUCACGUACGAAACGUGUGGCACGCGGCGUGACUAAAAACGCUUUCGAGCUUUCAACAAAACAUUAAAUAUUACUACAAAAUUUCUUUCGAACGGAUGUAUUUAGAGUAACUAAGCGAUUUAUCUAUUUUAUGAUAGAAGCGUUUAUUGCCAACCGUUAGUGCGCCCAUAACGGAUGUGUUUCUGUGCGGAAACGGAAGUAAUGCUGUAGCAGCGCUUAGAGAUUCCGAGUGUCGGUCGCAUAGCGUUUGCAACACACAUUCGAGCGCGCUUGGGCCAUCACAGUGUCGCGGAGUGCGCGCGUAUCAACGGCGGAAGUGUUAAACCGGUUAAGUGAAGUGUUUACUUUGAAAAUUCUGUCGAACGAAAUUCAAGGUAGAAAUGUUGCGCAUACGCCAGGUCGAGCUGCAACGCUUAGUACAACGUAUUUAAGAGGAAAAUUCGCAUUUCGACAUACAUUUGUGAACUAAAAUCACAAUAACUUCUAUUUGUGUAAUUUUUGUUUUUUUCUUGCGGCGCGUGUUCAUAUAUUGCCACAAAAUAGCAUAUUUAUGUGAAUAUAGCGUAUUAACAAAGCGUUACCACAAUUCACAGUGCAGUGCUAACACAGAUGUGUAUUUACAUACAAUAUACAAAUAAAAGGUAAACUAAUGAAUAUCUGUAUUUUUGUUUAGUGAAUACAAAGUGCAGUUGCAGCAUUGUAUUGAAUAAGGCAACAAAGUAAAUGAAGUGCUUCAACUAAAUAACGCUGGCAAUAUUUCACACACCUCAAUGAUCCUCUGAGAUUUGCAACGUUGUAAUGCUCUGAAAAAAACAUAAAUACUUAACUAUAUAUUUAUAUAUACUCGCAUGUGGCACACUCGUUGCAUUCCCUUUACUUUAGUACCAGCGGCAUUGUGUAGUGUGUAGUGGUAAUCAUUAAACAUGAGCAAAUGUGCAUCGCACAGAUGAAUUGUACUUAUUCAGAUAAUAACAAAAUAGAUAAAAAAUAAAAAUGUUUUAAACUCUACAACUAUAAAUCCUUAACGUAAACGGUGAACAUUUAAAUGCAUGCACUAAAAAUACCACUGAUGUUACUCAUACGCUCCGUCGCCCACUAGUGGAAAUUUCCCGGUCUUUAUUGCUGUGAAAGCCUGCUAAAGUAAGGUGUCAAGGCCGACUCACUUAUAAAUGUGUGUGUGCGUGGGUGCGGAACAAUAAAUCAUAGAAAAAUUCAACUUAAAGGACUGUGGAACCGAAUUCAAUUUUAUUUGCGCAAGCAAAAGGCGAAGGCAAAAAUGCAAGUGUCGAAAGGAGCAGCAAAUUUUGUCUGCCGUCGAUGAAUGGCAAAGUCAACCAGCGGAAACUGAAAUUGUGAUGCGGUAACUAACCGAAAUUACCAACAGGAAUUGCCACAACACAGACGAAACGUAUACACAAACUUUUCGGAGCAACGGAAAAGUGUGGCAAGUACACAGGCAGUCGUGCAUACAACUGCAUUCGCAUACAUUCACAUACGAGUGGUUGAAAAGUUAACGAGUUGUUUAUUGUUGUAAUAACGUAAGGGUAUGUGUGUGCAGUAAGUUGGCUUUGUAAAGUUUGCGAACAAAAUGAAAGAAAUAAAUGAGCAAACCAACAAAGCGAUGUGAGCAGUAGCAAUGCUGAGUGUUUGCGGCUUUUGUCACAUUCAAGUGUUGUGGUUGUGUCAAAUAACUCGCUGAGCGUGCAGAAGGUGCACGAUUUCUACGAAAGUGGCAGCAAGAAAUCUGUGUUGCAAGUUGUGUGACAGCCAUCAACUUAAUGAUAUGCAAUAGUUGGCAGAGUAUGACAGCAGUCAAGUCUCGCUUAAGUACGCUACCAACAAAGACACGUUAAAGCCGCAAUCUUUCGGCUAAGGCAUGUGGCAAGAACAACACAUAAUAAAAUAUACGCACAUAUUAGUAAUUGCGCUUAUAAAUUCUACUUAACCUUAUAUAAGUGGCAACUCCCCGGGCAACCGUAAAUUACGAGCGCAGGGUCACUGUGGCAUGACAUUUAAUAACGACUACGGCAACAAGGAGUCAUAAACAAAGGUGUCUUGGACUAUAACACACACACAAGCACAACAUGGAGCAUUUUAUGCGCGAAUUUGCGAUGCGCAGCAUCCUGCCACAUCUGCACAACUCCGGCGGUUCACUGCAACGGUACGUGCGCUAUGUGCUGGAGGAAGCUGUCGCUACUACGUCCAGCAACAGCAACACAGGCAGCACCAGCGGCGGUGGUGGCCACAACGACAGCCUACUCGCCGGCCUAACCACAGACAGCGCUGAGAGCGCCAAGAGCGGCAAUGAGUAUUACUUUAUUACAUCGGCAUCCACACAGCAAUUGCUCAACGACAGCGAAAGUGUGGUGGCAACGACUGCCGCAACAUCCGCUGAGCUGGUGGCACAACCGCCGCUCGCCUACAACGCAAGCAGUUAUGCCACCGAUAGCCCGCCGGCGCUGGUCUUAUCAUCGCUUACCGUCACUAUGAAGAGUAUUGCCGAUUUUACGACGACCACGACAACAGCUGCGUUGGCCGCAACGACGGCGGCCGCAGGCGAGCUGAAUGUAACCGCCGAUAUGUGUGAUGACUCUGGGGAUGUGUCGGCGCUGUCGACGGUCUACUUCAAGACCAUCGUCUAUUUGUUGUACAUUCCGAUAUUUAUAUUCGCGCUGUUGGGCAAUGGCACUGUGUGCUAUAUUGUGCAGGCGACGCCACGCAUGCGUACCGUUACCAAUUAUUUUAUAGCCAAUCUGGCGGUGGGCGAUAUAUUGAUGUCACUCUUCUGUGUGCCGUUUUCCUUUGUUUCCAUUUUCAUUUUGAAACAUUGGCCUUUCGGCACGGUGCUGUGCAAUUUGGUGAAUUACUCACAGGCGGUAUCGGUGCUGGUGAGCGCGUACACACUGGUCGCCAUUAGUAUUGAUCGUUAUUUGGCGAUUAUGCGGCCAUUGCGACCGCGCAUAACAAAAAGACUUGCGAAAUUUAUCAUAGCAAUCGUUUGGACAAUCGCCUUAGCAACGGCGCUGCCCAUACUAAUUGUCUCCAAGCUAUCACAACCGGAGAGAUGGUUCAUCGAGUGUGAGAAGUACCUUUGUCACGAGGAGUGGCCUUCCAACAUACACAACUACUAUUAUACUUUAGCGUUGCUGACCCUGCAGUUCAUCGUCCCAUUGGCGGUGCUCAUCUUCACCUACACCCGCAUCGCAUGUGCGGUCUGGGGCAAACGACCGCCUGGCGAGGCGGAGAACUCACGCGAUCAACGUAUGGCGCGCUCCAAGCGAAAGAUGAUUAAGAUGAUGGUGACGGUCGUUAUCGUAUUCACAAUGUGUUGGCUGCCUUUCAACGUGCUUGUGCUGCUACUCAACGAUGAUGCCUUUAAGGUCUGGGAGCCAUUACCGUACUUCUGGUUUGCAUUCCAUUGGCUGGCCAUGUCGCAUAGCUGCUACAAUCCGAUCAUCUACUGUUAUAUGAAUGCGCGCUUUCGCGGUGGAUUCCUACAGAUUAUUUAUCGUGUACCAGGUUUGCGACGUUGUUGUUGCCUGCGCCGUUAUUUGAAUAGUCGUGGCGAGCGUAAUUUCGAUGCUACCGGUGAGAUGACGUUCAAAUUCAAUGCUGGUAAUGGUGGAGGUCUGUUGAGGAAACCUAAAAUACGCAUUAGGCACGGACGACACAAUCCACUUGCAACGGGUAAACACAUCAACCACAUACAUCAGCACCCGGAGAAAACUCCGAACGAAUUCUAUGCAAAUGAGUCAAUUUUCAUGUGCGGAGGCCACAGUGUUGCGGUAGUGCCAGCCCCAUAGAUGUAGCCAGUCGCAUCUCACCGCACCGCCCACGGGAGCGAACCUACAGCCGCCCAUUAGCACGGCACACUUCGUGUGAGGGACAUUUUCAAUCAGAAGACACACACACACAUACGUACAAUGAUUGGCUCGGCUCAGUCGCAGAGGUGCAACAGCAGGCAGGCAGUUUGGCGGCAUAUGGAGAAUUGUAAGCCGAUUUACAAUUUAAUUUUGCAGUUCAACAACACACGUGCUUACAUAUACAUACGUACAUACACACAUAGGAGUGUGUGCUUUUUUGUAAAGGUAUUUCCUACGCACAUUAUAUUGACGUAUGUGUGUUCAUAGAUAAACGCGAAAACAGAAACACUUUUAGAUAGUAAAUAAAUAAAAAAGCAUUAAAUGCGUAAAAGCCGUUAUUUAGCGUGAAAGCAAAGCAAAAGCUUAGCCUUUAAGUUACCAGCAUUGCUAUUACUGUUAAGCAGAAAAUGAAAUUUUACCAAAGGAUAUCCCGAAGGCGUUUGUGCUUUUCGUAAACCAAAUUUGUGCGCAUUUACACACUUAUGCAUAUUUAUGUAUGUGAAGUUUGUGAAACGAUAUUAAUCUGAAUGUAAACGAGUAUGUUUGUGUGCUUGAAUAAUGCUUUAAAGCUCUCAAAUUAAAAUUUUUCAAAGGCUUACAUGGAAUUACUACAGAUGUAGCCAGUACUAUUAAGAUAAAUAUUUGCUAGUCUUAUGGAAACCAAAAAUAUUUACUU